AUUACAUUCUUACGCUGGCACAGAGCAGCCUCACUCACUCAUUACAUUCUUAUGCUGGCACAGAGCAGCCUCACUCACUCAUUACAUUCUUACGCUGGCACAGAGCAGCCUCACUCACUCAUUACAUUCUUACGCUGGCACAGAGCAGCCUCACUCACUCAUUACAUUCUUACGCUGGCACAGAGCAGCCUCACUCACUCAUUACAUUCUUAUGCUGGCACAGAGCAGCCUCACUCACUCAUUACAUACUUACGCUGGCACAGAGCAGCCUCACUCACUCAUUACAUUCUUACGCUGGCACAGAGCAGCCUCACUCACUCAUUACAUUCUUACGCUGGCACAGAGCAGCCUAACUCACUCAUUACAUUCUUACGCUGGCACAGAGCAGCCUCACUCACUCAUUACAUACUUACGCUGGCACAGAGCAGCCUCACUCACUCAUUACAUUCUUACGCUGGCACAGAGCAGCCUCACUCACUCAUUACAUACUUACGCUGGCACAGAGCAGCCUCACUCACUCAUUACAUUCUUACGCUGGCACAGAGCAGCCUCACUCACUCAUUACAUACUUACGCUGGCACAGAGCAGCCUCACUCACUCAUUACAUACUUACGCUGGCACAGAGCAGCCUCACUCACUCAUUACAUUCUUACGCUGGCACAGAGCAGCCUCACUCACUCAUUACAUUCUUACGCUGGCACAGAGCAGCCUCACUCACUCAUUACAUACUUACGCUGGCACAGAGCAGCCUCACUCACUCAUUACAUUCUUACGCUGGCACAGAGCAGCCUCACUCACUCAUUACAUACUUACGCUGGCACAGAGCAGCCUCACUCACUCAUUACAUUCUUACGCUGGCAUAAAACAUCCAACCAUCUGUGUAGUGUUUAUGUUGCUUCCUCGUCCACUUUUGAAAAACUGUCAUACUCUGUAAAAGGAAAAUAUAAAUACUAAUUUUAAUAAAAGGGAAUGUUAAUAAUUCUGUUUUAAUUAGGUGCUGCUAAUUUUAGGCAGACUGAGCGUACCAUAUGGUCUCUUUCGUUACCCACAGGUUGUAACAAGGUACAGGUAAGGGCUGCACAUAAAACUGCAGCAUGUUCCAGGAUACAGCUCAAUAUGGUAUUGGAUUUUACCCAAGCUCAGGACAUAAAAAUUGAAUUCGCUAUUAGUAUCCUUAGAUCACCUCCUGAUAACUGGCAGAAUUCUGUACAGAAACAGACAAGCACAGUGACAGAAAUCAGAAUCCGCUCUAAAGAAAGGAUAAAGAAAGUCAUACAGACAAUCACUCACUGUGAUGGCUGCUUUCCCUGCUACAAUUCAUCAUCUGAGCCUUGGAUCUCUUUGAUGGACACGCACACAAGAGACUGCUUCUCAUUCACAUCAGUUCCCCUCCCAGUGG
Molecule: messenger RNA, 1399 nt
Organism: Xenopus tropicalis (tropical clawed frog)
Lineage: Eukaryota; Metazoa; Chordata; Amphibia; Anura; Pipidae
Exons: 2
Coding region: 52-954 (300 amino acids)
Source: RefSeq, a predicted model, not a curated record